AUGAGAGCCGAACGAACUUUCUGGAUUGUGGCUGGCUCCUUCUUAGCAGUCCUCUGUAUCUGGCUCCUGUUUCCUGGUGCGCCAAUGCAGAACGGGACUGGAUCCCAAAACGUCCUUACUCGUCAUGUAGAGGAAUCAGUAAUAUCGAAACCGCAUCGAGUUGAAGAACCAGUGAUACCGAAACCUCAUGUUCAACAACAUGUUGUGCAUCGUGCGAGUAGGAGUCUCCUGAGUAUGACAGCAAUGGAGCUUAUGGAGGAUGCUGAUACUACUCAGCUGACCACUUGCCAAUGGUCAAACUCUGUGGAAUACAUUGACUACCAACAAGUCACCAUAACCUCCAUGCCCGGGAACCCAUUCGAAAUGGUCGUCAAGGCCGGAAAAGACGACAUUGUCUCCUACUCCAUCAUCUCCACAAACCAAUGGGAGGGUCGCGAAGUCCGAUCUGUAAUCGACCGACUUGCACUAGUUGCCAAGAAACGAGGCACGAAUGUCACGUUGCUCGAUAUUGGAGCCAACAUUGGGUUCUUUUCCCUCUCAGCUGCUGCAUCAGGGUACAACGUUGUCUCUGUAGAAAUGAUGGGCCAAAACCAAGCGUCGCUCCUUAAAUCAAUAUGUAAAAACCCAAGCUUCCACCCACUGAUGCGAGUCAUUCCUUAUGGGCUUGGUGAACGUGGUGUAGAUGGAAGCCGAUCUGUGUGUCUGGCAUAUUCUCUGAUGACAAAUUCUAGGAAUGGGAUUGUUAAAUGUGGGAAUAAUGUAAACGCAUCUGAUAUUCCUGAAGGGUUUUCAUUGAUGGGCACUACACUGAUUAUGGAAUUUGAUGAAAUCGUGCCUGUGGUGCCUGAAUUGAGGAAUGUCGGGGUCGUCAAGCUCGAUACGGAAGGAUUUGAGGCACAUGUGAUGAAAGGGGCUUACAACUUUUUCAAAGAUGUGAAGCCACCAUUUUUGAAGAGCGAGACAUCUAAUUUUAUGUUGAUUCGAGCUGGCUCGAAACCAAGAGAUUUAUUAGAUUUGCUGGAUGAAUUGGAUUAUGAAAUUCACGACAAGUUCUGGGACGGACCAAUCGUUGCCAAAAAUGCAAUCAACGCAACAUUUGAUGGGUUUGACCAGUACCUGUUGUCUCUGGGCGAUGAGGGACUGGGAGAGAUCUACAUGAUUCACAGGACAUGGCUGGCAGCAUGA
Molecule: messenger RNA, 1185 nt
Organism: Synchytrium microbalum
Lineage: Eukaryota; Fungi; Chytridiomycota; Chytridiomycetes; Synchytriales; Synchytriaceae
Exons: 5
Coding region: 1-1185 (394 amino acids)
Source: RefSeq, a predicted model, not a curated record